Molecule: messenger RNA, 6481 nt
Organism: Cinclus cinclus
Lineage: Eukaryota; Metazoa; Chordata; Aves; Passeriformes; Cinclidae
Gene: SOX6
Product: SRY-box transcription factor 6
Exons: 15
Coding region: 569-2938 (789 amino acids)
Biological process (GO): regulation of transcription by RNA polymerase II; central nervous system development; cell fate commitment
Cellular component (GO): nucleus
Molecular function (GO): RNA polymerase II cis-regulatory region sequence-specific DNA binding; DNA-binding transcription factor activity, RNA polymerase II-specific
Source: RefSeq, a predicted model, not a curated record
GCCUUGCACAAACUGAUAACUGUGGCAAUUUCUCAGCACAUGAUUCACUAAUAAAAGAUGUUAUGUUCAGAAUUAGGCAGGCAUGUGUCAUACUUGCUCACUGGCUGAAGAUGAGAGGUCGAGCUGUGGCUUCCUGGGAGUGUGCAGUCGUAUGAGCCAUUGGACUUUACAGCUCCCAGGUUGUUGAUGCAUUGUUUUACCAGCAGCUAGGUUAAGUAAUUAGAGUCUUUCAGAGAAAGGAAGUCUUGUUUUAAGUGUUUGCAAGCUUUUAGUUUUUUAAAAUAAUCUAUUCUUAAUUUUUCUCUUUAGCUUGCUAUUUAGUUCUCAUCUAUGUGCUAGUCUGUGUUUUGUUAUUUUUGUAUUACAAUGAGCCGAAGAGUGUAGGUUGCUUAGUUCAAAAUGGGAGCCCUGCAAAGGGUUAACCAGCAGAGAAUUACAAAUGAACUAUCAGGAAAGUUGAUUAUUAAUCCAGCAAGAGAGAAAAUAUCCUUCCAGUUAGCAAGAAUUAGUACCUGAAGAGCUGAUAAUAUUGUUCGGGCUGUCGGUGUGGAAUGGCAAAACCAGAAGAAUGUCUUCCAAGCAGGCUACCUCUCCAUUUGCAUGUGCAGCUGAUGGAGAGGAAACAAUGACCCAGGACUUAGCAUCACGAGACAAGGAAGAGGGCAACAGUGAUCAGCAUGCAGCCUCUCAUCUGCCUCUACACAACGUAAUGCACAACAAACCUCACUCCGAGGAGCUACCGACCCUGGUCACCACCAUCCAACAGGAUCCCGAGUGGGAUGGAGUAAUCUCAGCCCAACACAGAAUGGAGUCAGAGAGUAAUAAGUUAUGUUCCCUAUAUUCCUUCCGAAAUACCUCUACCUCACCAAACAAGCCCGACGAAGGAGGUCGUGACCGCAGUGAGCUAAUGACCAGUGUUAAUUUUGGAACGCCGGAGCGCCGCAAGGGAAGCCUAGCAGAUGUGGUGGACACACUGAAGCAGAAGAAACUAGAAGAAAUGACCAGGACUGAGCAAGAAGAUUCGUCCUGCAUGGAAAAGCUACUUUCUAAAGACUGGAAGGAGAAGAUGGAAAAAUUAAACACAAGUGAUCUCCUUGGAGAAAUUAAAGGUACACCAGAAAGCCUGGCAGAAAAAGAACGACAGCUCUCUACUAUGAUCACCCAGCUGAUCAGCUUACGGGAGCAGCUCCUGGCUGCCCAUGAUGAGCAGAAAAAGCUGGCAGCCUCGCAAAUUGAAAAACAACGGCAGCAAAUGGACCUUGCUCGCCAACAGCAAGAACAGAUUGCAAGACAACAGCAGCAACUUCUGCAACAGCAGCACAAAAUCAAUCUACUGCAGCAGCAAAUUCAGGUUCAGGGUCACAUGCCUCCGCUCAUGAUCCCAAUUUUUCCACACGACCAGCGGACACUGGCAGCAGCUGCUGCAGCCCAGCAGGGAUUCCUCUUCCCCCCAGGAAUAACAUACAAGCCAGGUGAUAACUACCCUGUGCAGUUCAUUCCAUCAACAAUGGCAGCUGCUGCUGCUUCUGGACUCAGCCCUUUACAGCUCCAGCAACUGUAUGCAGCUCAGCUGGCAAGCAUGCAAGUUUCUCCUGGAGCCAAAAUGCCAUCUACUCCACAGCCACCAAAUACGACAGGGGCACUUUCACCCACUGGGAUGAAAAAUGAGAAGAGAGGGACCAGCCCGGUAACUCAAGUUAAGGAUGAAGCAGCUCAGCCACUGAAUCUCUCAGCCCGACCCAAAACAGCUGAACCUGUCAAAUCCCCAACAUCUCCAACACAGAAUCUCUUCCCAGCCAGCAAAAGCAGUCCAGUGACAGUGACGAACAAGAGUGGCAUCCCCAGCCCACUCAGUGGAUCUCUGGGAAGAGGAUCCUCUUUAGAUAUCCUUUCCAGUCUUAAUUCACCUGCCCUAUUUGGGGACCAGGACACAGUAAUGAAAGCCAUUCAGGAGGCUCGAAAAAUGAGAGAGCAAAUCCAAAGGGAACAGCAGCAGCAACAGCAGCCUCAUGGAGUUGAUGGAAAAUUGCCCUCCAUGAAUAACAUGGGUCUAAACAACUGCAGGAAUGAAAAGGAAAGAACAAGGUUUGAAAAUUUAGGCCCGCAGUUAACAGGGAAACCCAAUGAAGAUGGAAAAAUUGGCCCCGGUGUCAUCGAUCUUACAAGGCCAGAAGAUGCAGAAGGGAGUAAAGCAGUGAAUGGCUCUGCCGCUAAACUACAGCAGUAUUAUUGUUGGCCAACAGGAGGGGCCACGGUGGCUGAAGCCCGGGUCUACCGGGACUCGCGGGGCCGUGCCAGCAGCGAGCCCCACAUCAAGCGGCCGAUGAACGCCUUCAUGGUCUGGGCCAAGGAUGAGCGCCGGAAAAUCCUCCAGGCCUUCCCCGACAUGCACAACUCCAACAUCAGCAAAAUCCUAGGAUCUCGCUGGAAGUCCAUGUCAAAUCAAGAGAAACAACCUUAUUACGAGGAGCAGGCACGACUAAGUAAAAUCCACCUAGAAAAGUACCCUAAUUACAAAUAUAAGCCUCGACCAAAACGUACCUGCAUUGUGGAUGGGAAGAAACUGCGUAUUGGUGAAUACAAGCAACUGAUGAGGUCUCGAAGACAGGAGAUGAGGCAGUUUUUUACCGUAGGACAACAGCCUCAGAUUCCAAUCACCACGGGAACAGGAGUUGUGUACCCUGGUGCUAUCACCAUGGCGACCACCACGCCAUCCCCUCAGAUGACAUCAGAUUGCUCCAGCACCUCUGCCAGCCCUGAGCCCAGCAUCCCUGUCAUCCAGAGCACUUAUGGUAUGAAGACGGACAGCGGAAGCCUCCCUGGAAAUGAAAUGAUAAAUGGAGAGGAUGAAAUAGAAAUGUACGAGGACUAUGAGGAUGAUCCCAAAUCAGACUAUAGUAGUGAAAACGAAGCCCAUGAGGCAGUCAGUGCCAACUGAGGAGUGUUCACAGAAUUAAAGUACUCAGACUCAUUUGGGUUUUUUUGGGGUUUUUUUGAACAAAAGUUCUUUAAAGAGCCUGCAUGCAUGUGUGGCUCCUACAGUUACAUCAGCAGAAUGGUCUUAAAUGUUUCUUAUCGUGUGAGACAGAUUGUUCCCUAAUUUUUCAUGAACUUGGUUUUUUUUUUUUGUUUGUUUUUGUUUUGUUUUGUUUUGUUUUUAAUUUAGAUGAAGACAUAAAUAUCAGACAUCAGGACUUGAAAACUUAUAUGAAUCAAUAGCUGUCUUACAAGUCUUACCUUUUGUCUUUUUCUGUUUGGAUGCUGAUAAAGGUUUAAGUUACUGUUUUAGAUGGGGGUUAUACAUUCUCACUCAGGUAUGCUGUGCCAGCCUACAGGUUGUGAAUGUGUUUUUAUUCUGGAUUAUUUUAGAAAACAAAAACUGCAGAUUUCAUAUUGUGAAACAGAACAAGUCCACAAGAGUGCACACCUGUGCAUCAUAGCUUGUCUUUAAAAAAUAGUCUCUGAAUUCCAUUUUUUUUUCCAUAUGUAUAGCUGAACUUCUGAUGUGCCAAACUUUUCAUAACUUUUGAAUCUUAACAUUUAAACAAAAAGUCUUAAAGGAGACACUGUAAAGUCUUAGACAAUCCUUUGGCAUCUUAAAAAAAAAAUUAUAUAUGAAACCUAAUUUUUUUUCCAGAAUAUAGUAAAGUACUCAGGAAUCUGGAGACAGGAUAUUCUUAAUUAGUGAACAUGGUUGCCAUAGUGCAUGUGCCCAAUUGCUUUUGCCUCUUGAUGUGCCAUUAGUGUGAAAUUUUAAGUAAGCACAAAAGAGCGAUCACCAGCUAUGGACGGGCCUGUCUUAGCCGUGUGAGGCCACCUCUGAUUACAUUCUCUACCCCUUUGCUUUUAACCCUUGCAUUCAGUCUUAACACAUUUUCUCUUAAAUAAUUUAUUCAUUCCAGAAUGUCAAGGGUCCAAAUACUUAAUAUUUAUUUUUAAAAGUACAGUUGGUGGCAUUACACUUACAAUUCCUUAUUGAUAUUUUAAAGAGCCUCUUCCCCCUUCCCUAAAUCACACAGAAAUAUGAAAAUAAAAGUGCACCUGCUACUAAAAUGAACAUGACCUUUAUGAAUGAGAAAUUCACUUGUUCCUCUAACACUGUAUGUUCAAGGAGCACUUGGAAACACUCUGCUAUAUGUAUUGCAAAAUAAAGUGAGUACUUUUAUAUGUACAUAGAGUACAAAUACCCCUAAAAGUGUGUUUAUAUUUAUAAACCUCUACACUCAGACAGCAAGGGCAGAUGUAAAAUCCAUGCUUUUACAGUCCACCAUGCUGAAUUUUUAGGGCCUGAGGAAUCUGUGGCAAAUCACGGCUCUGUCCAUCAUGCUUCUGUUGCCACUGGAAGGAACUGUGCUACCUUAAGUAUUUAUGCAGUGGUUUAUUUGUGAGACUACAAGUGGGGUAGGGAAGGCCACUCAAAUAUCUAAUUGCCAAGGUGGGAAAAUGGGUUGUCAAAAAUAAUUAUUGCAUAUUAAUCAUGUGGGAAUGUGACUCGUCAAGCGCCUUGGGAUCUUUGGAUGUAAGUUGCUAAAGAAACUAAAAUUUCUGUUUGUAUUACUUCCAGAAAAAAUACAGUGACAGGAGAUAAUUCUGGGAAAUAUGCAAGAGAGGCAUUCAAAGAUUAUUAAUCUAUUAGAUGUCAAAGACAGAGGAGAAACUGCCUUUUCUUUUCCCCCUCAUACUCCACUCCUGUUCACAAGUAGAUCACUGUAUAUACAUAUAUAUAUAUAUAUAUAUGUACAGUUCCAAGAGGCCUGAUAAAUAACUGUGCUGAAGCUCCUCAACUCCCUCAGCUUUUAUUUGAAAUUGGCUGUGCUCAGCACACUGGUGAUAAAUUCAGGCUUGGGCUGAGAGGUACCAGAGGGCCUCAAGCAGCUCCUCUGAAGAUCUGGGAACAACGUCUCACAGAGCUGCACAGGCUUUGCUUGGGACAACAGAAGUGUUAGCCUGGCUGUCCUCAUUCAGCCUGUCCUGCAGACACUCACUCCUGUGAGCUGCAAUGGCACGAUGCUCUGUGCAGGAUCAGCUGCCUUCCUCACAGCCCCACUGGUACCUGCUCUGUCAGAAACAGCCAUUUUUGCCACUGUAGGAAUCGCUUUUCUGUGUGAGAGAACGACCCACCCGAGACAAAGAUUGUUCAAUUUACGGGACAAUUUAUAAAGAUAAUGGCAUAGAAACACAAUGGUCAAAUUUCUCUGACCAUUUUGUAAUUUGGAACAAAAAAAAAAAAAAGGUAUAUUUUUAAUAUUUAUUUAAUUGUGUUCUGACUCCAUGUCUAAUAAGCAAUAAACUGGUCUAGCCAAGUCUUUAAAGGCAUAUGCUGUGUCAUUAGCUGGUGAGCGUCCUCUUUAAGCUGGCUAAGGUACUUAUAGAAAGUGUUUUUUUGUUCUUAAAAUAGCUUGGGAAUUUGAACUGGUUUUAAUACAUUCAGCUCAGAUUGGGGGGAGGACAUAAUUAUUUCCUAAAAAAAAAAAAAUAAACCAAACAAAAAAAACAAAACUAUUUAUUAAUGUCUUACAUAAUUCUUCAGUUAGAAGUAUCUCUCCCUCCCCUCAUGUCACCUUCUUUCUCUCUUGCUCUCUUUUUUUUCCUGGUUUUGUUGCAUAGGUAGAAUGCUGUAUUGCUAGCAUUGUAUUUUAUGUAAUUUUUUUUUUUUUGCACAAAGGCAAACAUUUAGAUUAGUUGUGUUUUUUUUUUUUUUUUAAUUUUAUGACCAUGCCAAAAUAAUAUUCUGCAGGCUUAUGGAGAACAAAGGACUGUUCUUUAGGACUGAAACUUGAUUAUGCUUGUAGUACAAAAAGAAAAACACACACACUCACAGAUGUUGUUUCGUAAGUGUUAUAAGCACUGGAUAUAAAUGGUAUUUUUUAUCACUUCUGACUAAUGUGAAACUGUUGUACGAAAACUACAUGAACAAAAGUCAUCUGUUUCGACUCGUGUGGGCCUGCCUCACAGUUGCCGGAUUUGAGUCAUUUUUAUGUCUUGUUAUUUCAUUUAUUUAUGCAAAAUACAUGUAUGUAUGAACACUUUGUUUUAGCUCCAGCCCUGCCUCAAUGCUGAUGCUCUGUAUGUUAAAGCCACAUUCUUGAAAAUGACUGGCUGUUCAGGAAUCACCAGCUGGUAAAAAUUGCAUUUACUGGCUGGGGGAGUGGGAGGAACAUAUUUGAAUCUGAAUUGUGCCUAUGAGCGUGUUAUUCUAUUUAUUAGCCGACAUUGGCUCUAAAAUGUCAGUAGAAAUCAAGGAAGGACAAUCAUAAGGAUGAAACCCAACAUUUUUACUUUAUUAAUCGGAGCUCAAAACAAAGUUUUUGGUGAAUUUACCAUCUCAUUUUAGAUUUUUUUUUUAAAUUGUGUAAAUAUAACAUAGGAAAUAGAAUUUUAUUUUUUGUUCAUGGAUACUUAGUGAAGUAUAAGUUAUGUAUUUACUUUUGUUCUAUAUCAGUGUAUGUUGGUCCAUAUUAAAUGCUGACAAGUCACUGUA